AAAUCAUUGCAGCUGGCAAAUAUUUGAAAACAAGAAUUUACAAUGCAUCAACUGUAUCACUGUACCACUGUUUUAUAGUGUGGUAGGCUGUGGUCGGCAGAGAGGGCAAUUACUGUCACGUAAGUUUUGGGCUCGACUCAAGUUUUAACUCGUACCCAGCCCUGGUGGGUGCCUGGCAUGUUUUGAGAAUGGCGUGCUCUGAAUUUGUGACAAAAAUCUACACAAUUCUCCUCAAUCUGUUGACCCUGGUUAUCUACACUACAGGACUUUUCAAUCCUUAUUGGGUGGGCGUCUACAAGGGGAAUGACAUCGAACACAGUCAGAAUCUCUUCAUUUACUGUGACGCCAACGGCUGCAAAACUCCAGACCCACACUAUGUACGAUACCUGUGUGGGGCUCUAGCGGUACUCACAACCUGCGCCUACUAUGGUAUUCUGUUGGUCCAGGUGUUUGGCAUGUGCGGUGCGAACGUGAAAUGGCCAAAAAUAUUUGGGAUCUUGUACAUCUUGAUAGCUAUUUCAUGUCUGGUACUGGCAAUACUUCUACCCACUACUAUCGUGCCACUACAUACCAUGCCUGCAUAUAGGUGA
Messenger RNA from Physella acuta, 590 nucleotides. RefSeq lists its product as uncharacterized. Lineage: Eukaryota; Metazoa; Mollusca; Gastropoda; Physidae. The record is from RefSeq and is a predicted model, not a curated record.